Clonostachys solani is the source of this 528-nucleotide messenger RNA. The record is from the annotation of a GenBank genome assembly. NCBI's taxonomy places the organism in Eukaryota, Fungi, Ascomycota, Sordariomycetes, Hypocreales, Bionectriaceae.
AUGUCUCAGACCCCUCCAGGCUACAAGUACUCUACCGACCAGGCUUUGACGGUCACCGUUGCAAACGCAACGGUGGCUCCUGGUAGCUAUGUGCCUAUCAACACACUAAGAGAAGAGCCUAUUGCUUCCCCAGGCCUCGAUUUCUCCAACAUUUCCAGCGACUCGGCCCAUGUUGUUGUCAUGCUGGAUCUUGACCCUCCUCUGGCCGACGAGGACAGGAAAUACGCCCCGUUGCUACACUGGCUAACCUCCAUCCCGUCAGGCGUCUCCAGCCUGGCCGCCAACGACACAACCACCGAGGUUGUAGCCCCAUACGUGGCACCCAACCCUCCCGGGGGCUCGGCUCCGCAUCGAUACGUCACUCUCCUCCUCAAAGAUACCCGUGAUAAGUUCUCAAUUCCUUCCGGAUUCGGGGGGCCGUAUGAGGACCUCUUCUCGCGUGUCAACUUUGAUCUGGAGGGGCUUAUCAAGGCUGGCGGAUUUGAGAUUGCAGCUGCCCACUGGUUUACGACCAAGCCGGCCGAGUGA